Messenger RNA from Trichoderma citrinoviride, 1404 nucleotides. RefSeq names its product aldehyde dehydrogenase. The record is from RefSeq and is a predicted model, not a curated record. Lineage: Eukaryota; Fungi; Ascomycota; Sordariomycetes; Hypocreales; Hypocreaceae. Gene Ontology annotation, molecular function: aldehyde dehydrogenase (NAD+) activity. Bases 1 to 1404 code for a protein of 467 amino acids. The transcript is spliced from 3 exons.
AUGUCUGUCGAGGUGAUCAAGACCAUCUCCCCAAACACCAACGAGGUGGUCAUCACUCGCAAUGGCGCCUCGGCUGCCGAUCUGGAGCUGCUACCCAAGGUCGCCACCGAAGCCUUUCUGGAAUUCCGUAAAACGACGCUCAAGGACAGGCAAGACAUUGUCCGCAAGUUUCUCGACGCAUUGGACAAGAACAAGGACGACCUUGCCCUGGAACUGACCACUCAGAUGGGCCGGCCCAUCGCUUAUACGGCGAAAGAAGUCACAACGGCUAUCAAAAGGGCGGAGUACCUCCUUAAGCUCAGCAACGAGGUCUUACAGGACGUCGAGGGUGAGCCCGAGAAAGGGUUCAAGCGUUUCAUCCGGAGAGCACCCGUCGGCCCUGUUCUCAUCAUCUUUGCCUGGAAUUAUCCUUAUUUGAUCCUCGUCAAUGCACUGAUUCCAGCAAUCUUGGCCGGAAACAGCGUGAUUUUGAAGCCGUCGCCGCAGACGCCGACUAUUGUAGAACAAGUGGCGAAGCUCUUCUCAGAGGCCGGCCUACCCAACGGCGUUCUGCAAUAUUUCCACUGCGGAUCUCCUAGUCUCAUGGAACCUAUUGUUCGAGACCCAAGGAUUUCGCUGAUCUGUUUCACGGGAUCCGUUGCUGGCGGCCUUGCCGUGCAACAAGCUGCCGCGGACAGAAUCGUCAAUGUGACCCUCGAGCUGGGCGGCAAGGAUCCUGCAUACAUCAGAGACGAUGUAGACAUCGAUUGGGCCGCCGAAGAGAUUGUCGAUGGCGCCAUCUUCAACUCUGGCCAAAGCUGCUGCUCCAUUGAACGGGUCUAUGUGCAUGAAAAGGUGCACGAUGACUUUGUGGCGGCCGUUCAGAAGGUGCUCAAGGGAUACAAGCUCGGAGACCCCUUUGACAAAUCGACCCAUAUUGGACCAGUCGUCUCCAAGCGCUCCAAGGAAACAAUAGAGUCGCACAUCCAGGACGCCUUGAAGAAGGGAGCCAAGGAUGUUACGCCGGAAAACGAAAGCUUCCAAAACCCUCCGCCCAAGGGCAACUUUGUGAAACCCACCCUAUUGACUGGUGUGGAUCACACAAUGACGGUCAUGACGGAAGAGACAUUUGGGCCUGUGAUUCCGGUGAUGAAGGUCAAGGGCGACGACGAGGCCGUGAAGCUGAUGAACGAUAGCGAGUUUGGACUCACGGCUAGCAUCUGGACCAAGGAUACUGAUCGAGGCUACGAGCUCUGUGAGCAGGUUGACGCCGGCACUGUCUUUGUCAACCGCUGCGAUUACCCCAGUCCGGACCUCGCCUGGACGGGAUGGAAGAACUCGGGCAGAGGUCAGACUCUUGGCAGAUUUGGCUUCGACGCUUUCGUCAAGUCUAAGAGCUUUCACAUCAAGGACCAUCCCAAAUAA